AUGCAGUCGGUGCAAGUGUUGGGUCCACGCUGGUCGCUUAAGGAGCUACGUACGUUCUAUAUCUUACUUAAAACACAUGGUCAAGAGUGGGAUAAACUAGAAGAGCAUCUCCCACAGCGUUCAAGUGCCAUGGUGCGUGCAUUAUUUGCAAUGCAUCGUGGCUAUUUGUCACUACCGGAAGCGUCCAUUGAGGGAUUUUGUGCCAUUAUGAUGGACCAUUACGAAAUGCAAGAUAAACCGACGAUGAUUUUAGCCAAUAAGAAUGAAGCAAAGAAGACAAUACUAGCCAAUCAGAAUGAAGCAAACAGAGACACGGACAUAAAACAAGAGGAAGAACCUGCUGCGAGGAACAAAAAAAGGCGACGACUCGAUCAAAUGAUGACAUUUCAAAAUCAAAAGUCCAAAAUUUAUCAGAAGCACAUGGUAAAAAUAACAAUAACGAGAAGAAAGCGGAAAAGUACCAGUCCUCUUAAGUUACGAAAUGGGUUACAAGAUGAUGAUGAAACUGGACUGGCAAAAGUGUAUGGCAAAACGAGAUUUUAUCUACCAUGGAGUCAUUGGUUUUACUCUUAUAUCGACAAUGACUUUUUUCAUCAUAAUGAGUUUAUGGAAUGUCUUAGUCGGAUGGGACUGGAAAAAAUGACGGUAGCUGCACGUCCGAUCUGGUCAUCGGUACGGGCAUCCAUGGGUCGUCCACGACGUCUCAGUCGUUUGUUUUUUACUCAAGAAAAGGAUAAACUCGAAACGUAUCGAGUUGCAAAACGUCAAUUGGUAAGGAAUAACAAAAGAGAAGUUGGAACGAUGAACGGAACGUGGCCGUAUCGAUCUAGUCCUCCAUUGCAGCCGGGGAUGCCGGUUGUAGUUCGGGUGGAGUCAGAGCGUCGCUUUCGAUUUGCUACUGUUGCUGCUUUUUGCUCGACUAAAGGUACGUGUCACGUGUCUUUCGGUGGCAAUGUUUCGCCAUCGGACGUGACAGAGUGCAAUUUGGAUAAUCUGAUGGUUUUGGCCAUCCCGCCAAAGCCAGGGAAAAGUGAAGCCAGCUUUGUAGAGCCAAAGCAAUCUGCUACCACGCUACUACGACGCGAGAAUGGGAUUGUUGGAGGUGCUCCGAUACUCGUAACACCAGAAGCAACAGAUUCCAUCGGUGCGCGACACCAAGACGAAAAAAUCCGAGCUAUACUGGCAGUAAAAAGCUUACUACAUCGCAAGGAGAAAAUCAUUUUAUCAUUGGCAAAUUUAAACGAACGCGCUGCUGAACAGCAAAUGCACGCGCUGAAAUUCAGCUUGUCGACAACCCCUACGACAACGUCGUCAGCAGCCGUAAAGGAUCCCGCGUGGACCAAUUCGCGUGAAAGGCGUCAAUUGCAGAAGCAGCACUCUUGGCUCGCUGCAAAUCUGAGUGCCACAAAUAAGCAUUUGAAGACUGCAUUGCUAACCCUCCAGUCGUUUUCGGCAAAUUAUUCUUCUGAAGCGGAGAUGUCCGACACAAGUCUGGCGUAUCCCUCCGAGUCGCUGAAGUGGGAUAACAUGAUGCCAUCAGAGACAUUGACCGAGGGUCAAAUUCGUUGGGCCAUGGAUUUUCUGGCCGCAAGUCAGCGAAGAUCGGCUGUUGUGGUUGCGGAGUCAGCAUUGCAGGUCGUCAAAGAUGACAAGAAAUUGUCAAGUUUGAGCUCCUCACUCACCGACACUCGUCUAGGAAAUUUGCUGCCAGAGACGAUGGAGCUCGUUGUCAAUUGCGUCACGUUAAUGAGCAUUCUCCACCGGCAUGUUGCUGCUUCACCAAACGUGCCUCCUGUUGUCACACAGAAGCUCGUAGAGCGUGUGCUUGAAUUGCUUAAACCCUCCCACGAAGCCAAUAUGGAUCUUUACGCUGAGCUUCAUGCAGCCGCGGAUGUUGCACAAGCUCAGAUGGUGCUGCAGGCGUCAACGAGUGAGACCGACUAA
Messenger RNA from Peronospora farinosa, 1944 nucleotides. Lineage: Eukaryota; Oomycota; Peronosporomycetes; Peronosporales; Peronosporaceae. The record is from the annotation of a GenBank genome assembly.